AUGGCAGACUCUUAUGAAGAGCUCGAGGCGUUCUUCGAUGAACCAGCCCGCGCAGAGAUCCGGCGCCACUUUAACUCCAAGUGUGUCUUGUGCAAGGCAAUAGUGAGCGCACAGGACGGGCACUAUGUUCCCCUCCUGAGCGAGCGCUACACGUAUUACAUCUGCAAGAAGUCUCUCUACACAUCGGUGUUCAAGCCUUACACCGCCUCGAACGGCCUGUUCGCCUGCCAACGUUGCGCUCACGAGUGGCUGAUGUACACGCAGGACCAAGUACCACUGGUGGUGCUUAUGCCGUGCAAACCUCUCAUGCUGUACGCUCUCCAUGUCUUCAGUCUCGCCAACGACGACGCAUCACGUUCUCAGACGCUCGAUUCGAUCUUCGAAGAUCUCGAGAAAGAUACCACGUCGACACCUGAGCGCCGCAGCGCUGCCCCUUUUCUACACUGCUACCAACUUCAUCCAGUCACGGGCCCCAACGAUACCCGGGACACCGUCUGCAACCCUACCCUCCUCAUCCAUCCCUCUCCAUUACGACAACUCUCUCACGACGACCACGGCUGGCCCGACACCUACGGCUCGAACAUCACACGCUACUACGUCGUCGAACACGACGCAGAGCCCGGUAGCAUGCACGCGCCUUCAAGGUCCGUUCCUCGCUUAGGCCAGUGCCGAGACGGCGCCACCACCCUCUGGCGCAUCCCAGGACGAUCUCCAGGUCUAUUCUUUGGCUACGCAGACACCAACGUUAUCCUCGAUCCCGGCGACUGCGAGCUGUACGGCGUGUUUGAGCGCCUUCGGGCGCAUAUGAAGCAUUUCCGCGGGCUUUCGGCCGAUUAUCGGCCGAAGAAUCAGUUGACGUCUUGGAACGUUAUCGUACAGAGGAUGGAAGAUACAGGCGAACCGCCAUCGAAGACUUGCAAGGAUGCAUACGGCGUGAUGCUAUUGAACGACCCGCGAUCACGCGUAUACUAG
This is a messenger RNA of Peniophora sp. CBMAI 1063, 972 nucleotides long. The record is from the annotation of a GenBank genome assembly. NCBI's taxonomy places the organism in Eukaryota, Fungi, Basidiomycota, Agaricomycetes, Russulales, Peniophoraceae.